Molecule: messenger RNA, 2692 nt
Organism: Drosophila eugracilis
Lineage: Eukaryota; Metazoa; Arthropoda; Insecta; Diptera; Drosophilidae
Gene: ogre
Product: innexin inx1
Exons: 6
Coding region: 756-1844 (362 amino acids)
Cellular component (GO): gap junction; plasma membrane
Molecular function (GO): gap junction channel activity
Source: RefSeq, a predicted model, not a curated record
GAAAUUUGAAAACCAAGCGGCAGUCGACGGCGACGGCGACAGCGUGCUACAAAAGCCAUUGCGAGCGUCUACGCGGCGCUCGAAAAAAACACAGGAAAAUUACAAAAAAAAAACGUUCGAAAAUCACAAGAAACACCCAGCGAAAAUCUAAAAGGAAUCCCCAUAUACGAUAUAGGAAGUACGAGCAGACAGUUCUCUAAAAACUAAACUACAUCUUACUUUUUUUUGAGAAUUACCGUUUUGCGUUGGUUAUUUUUUGCAGUGAGUGUGUGUGCGCGGUUUUUUGUAUUUUGAAAACAGAUUUUUGGAAAAUAAAUUGAUUCAAGGCAUUGAUUUGCUGCAUUCAGUACCUGUUCCAUGCAAAUUCUACGGCCACCUGGCAGCUGAUUCGAAAAAUAAAACAAAAAAUAAGAAGAAGAAGAAGAAGAAGCAGUCCCAAAACAAACACACGCAAGCCAUGCUGUGACAAAAAAAUCUUACAAUAAACCCAAGAAAACGAAAACGAGAAAGCCAGAAGAAGAAGAGCCUAAAAAGACAACGGAAUUCUGCUUGAUAUGCAUCGAAGGUUGAAGGGCAAGAGAACUCGCAACAAGUCAAGAACCGGCAAGAGAAAGUUAAAAGCACGCCUAGCCUAACAGGGUUUAUCCUCUUUUGAGAGGACCAACGACACUGCCGACGGAGGAGACGAGAGAAGCUCCCAAAGAUCAGGAGAAGAAUCCUGCUGAUUCACCCACCGAGACCCAAACUGUGCCAAGAUGUAUAAGUUGCUGGGUAGCCUGAAGAGCUACCUCAAAUGGCAGGACAUCCAGACGGACAACGCCGUCUUCCGGCUGCACAACUCCUUCACCACGGUGCUCCUGCUCACCUGCAGUCUGAUCAUCACCGCCACCCAAUAUGUUGGCCAGCCGAUCAGCUGCAUUGUCAGUGGCGUUCCGCCGCACGUGGUCAACACGUUCUGCUGGAUCCACAGUACCUUCACCAUGCCGGACGCUUUCCGUAGACAGGUUGGUCGUGAGGUUGCUCAUCCCGGUGUGGCCAAUGAUUUCGGCGAUGAGGAUGCCAAGAAGUACUACACCUACUACCAGUGGGUCUGCUUCGUCCUCUUCUUCCAGGCCAUGGCCUGCUAUACGCCCAAGUUCCUGUGGAACAAGUUCGAGGGCGGCCUCAUGCGCAUGAUUGUGAUGGGCCUGAAUAUCACGAUCUGCACCCGCGAGGAGAAGGAGGCGAAACGCGAUGCCCUGCUGGACUAUCUGAUCAAGCACGUUAAGCGCCAUAAGCUGUACGCCAUUCGUUAUUGGGCCUGCGAGGUUCUCUGCUGCAUUAACAUUAUCGUACAGAUGUAUCUGAUGAAUCGCUUUUUCGACGGCGAGUUCCUCUCGUACGGCACCAAUAUAAUGAAACUGUCGGAUGUUCCGCAGGAGCAAAGGGUGGAUCCCAUGGUCUAUGUCUUCCCCCGGGUCACCAAGUGCACCUUCCACAAGUAUGGUGCCUCCGGUUCGCUCCAGAAGCACGACUCCCUCUGCAUCCUGCCGCUGAACAUUGUGAACGAGAAGACCUACGUGUUUAUCUGGUUUUGGUUCUGGAUUCUGCUCGUCCUGCUCAUCGGACUGAUAGUGUUCCGUGGCUGCAUCAUCUUCAUGCCGAAAUUCCGGCCUCGCCUACUGAACGCCCGCAACCGAAUGAUUCCGAUGGAGAUCUGUCGUUCGCUGUCCCGGAAACUGGACAUUGGCGACUGGUGGCUCAUCUAUAUGCUGGGCCGCAAUCUCGACCCCGUCAUCUACAAGGACGUGAUGAGCGAGUUUGCCAAGCAGGUGGAGCCCUCCAAGCACGACCGUGCCAAGUAGACCCCCAGAACCAGUAACGAGAUGCCCCGAUAUGCCCUAUGAUAUAUCAAGUACCCUGCCUACAAGUCCCCCAUCAUAUUUUGUCCGAAACUGAAAGCCCCAAAUUCCAAAUUCUAUUUUGGAUUAUUUUUUAUUUUUAUUUAGCACAAAUCAUACUACUUAGUUGAAACUAAAUACCAGGACAGAGCCAUGCCCCGACGCCCCUUUGGUAGUUCUGUGAUUAAGCCCUGACCCUUGAACCUCUCCCUCUGCCUUCUCCCACUCCCAAACCCCCCCUAAGCUAUCAUUAACAUGAAUUAAUCAAUGAUCACAACUCGAAUCGCUUGGCAGAAAAGACAAUCCCUUUUAUUUUAUUUUGAUUUUUUUGAUUUGAUUUUCCAUCAAUUAUAACAAGACAAAAACCAACAACAAAAACAAAAAUGAGAUGAGAUUUUCCUUGUGUUUUUUUUUGCAAACAAAAUCAUUUUUUUUCCUAAUUUUAAAAUCUAAUUUAAUGCCUAGUUCUUAUUUAUAAAUAGACAUCGUAAAACAAGAAAUUGAAUCCCCCCAAAAGAAAUCAGAAGAGAUCAUAUUUUUGCACGAGAUGAUGGCGUAAUGUUUGGACGCUUCGGAAGAAACCGAUAAUAUAAUAACAAAUAAAUAUUGCUUUGAGUCUUUCAUAUAAUACUAAUGUCUAGAUUUCCAUCGGAAGCGUUUGAAACAUAUGAAUAGUUUUUUUUUGGGGAAAACUGAAGAGAAUAAAAUGCGCUAUGUUAAGUUUAUUGUGUAGUUUUAGGCGAAAAUUGCUAAGGUUUUAUAUGAAACUAAAAUAUGAUAUAAAAUAAAAAUCUUUUUACAACUGGCGAAAA